GAGGAGUAUAAUGGGUGUUGAAGACGCAUAGAAGAGAGGGGGCAACCAAGAGGAACAGUGAGGAAAGGGACAGAAGAAGGGCAGAUAAGAGAAUAUGAGAGAUAUAAGAGAAGCAAAUGAGGGAUCAAGAGGGUUCCAGAAUGGAGGGAUAGAGUGCUGGUGGGGGAGGAGUGAUGGCAUACCUCCAGCCUUAUAUAGGGUGUGUUUGUCUACAGGUUUCAGCUGCUCCCCCGGGGGAAUGUCCAAGAAUAGAAGGAGGAGAAGUGGAGGGAGAAGAAGGUGGACAGAGAAGGAGUGCUGUGUGGAAAAUCUUCUCCUGUGUAUAACAUCAGCUGGUGCUGUCAGUCAGGCACCCAGUGAAGGCGGUGACAUCAUUUGGAAGCUGAACUCGCCCUGUGGCCCUUGGGGAAGGCAGGGGCGACGCCUGAGAAGGCCCACUGACGCCCAAAGUGAUGCCCGCUCCUUCCUGACUGAGGAGAUGAUUGCAGAAUUCAAGGCCGCCUUCGACAUGUUCGACACCGACGGUGGCGGUGACAUCAGCACCAAGGAGUUGGGCACCGUGAUGAGGAUGCUGGGACAAAACCCGUCAAGAGAGGAGUUGGAUGCCAUCAUUGAGGAGGUUGAUGAGGAUGGCAGCGGUACCAUUGACUUCGAGGAGUUCUUGGUCAUGAUGGUGCAACAGUUAAAGGAGGACCAGGCCGGAAAGAGUGAAGAAGAGCUUUCAGAAUGCUUCCGUAUUUUUGACAAGAAUGGAGACGGUUUCAUCGACAGAGAGGAGUUCGGAGACAUACUCCAUCUCACUGGAGAACCAGUCGUAGAAGAAGAUAUUGAUGAGAUGUUUGGGGAAUCUGACACAAACAAAGAUGGAAAGAUUGAUUUUGAUGAGUUUCUGAAGAUGAUGGAGAACGUCCAGUAAUGAGACCAGCUCUACAUUCCUUGGUGACCCUUCCUCUGACUUCCUCGCAGAGUUCAGAGAGAGAAAAAAUAUAUAUAAGGGUGAUGGAAAUCUGCUAUAAAUCCCUUACAAUUAUGAAUAUGAUGUACUUUUUGAGAUGUUAAAAUGGAUAGAAGUUGAAGAAUGCCUUUACCCUUACCCCCCUUCCCCUUCUCAUAUGGUGAGGAUAUCUAUAAAUAUCCGUUCAAACCUUUUAAGACGAAGGCACUUUCCCCCAGCCGCCUCCUUACAUCGGCCACCCAGCUGUCCCUUGGCAGCUGCUGGUUCUCAAGAAACGUUACACCACCUACUAGCUUUACCCCCACCCUCCUCCUCCUCCUACUCCUCCAAACUGGAUCUCUACUCCACCCUGUUCUGUGAUUUCUAAAUAAAUCAACUUUCUUCUUCCACUCACUGUUCAUCUUUGCAAAUUAUUCUGCCUUGCAUGCCUGACAUGUCUUAUCUACUCUGAUUCCUGUCUCUUUUGCUCUUCUGUUUUUACCUGUCGAUGGCCUUUGCGGGACUUCUAGAUGACCAAUAUCUGCCUGGCAUUACAAUUUUUUUUUAGAAACACACACACACAUAAACACACAUGCACAGCCACACAUUGAGUCAUCACACACAACGACACGCAAUCACAUGCAUGUAUACUUAAGAGCCGCUGUGUGUAACCACCUUUUACACACACACACACACACACACACAUUUGUUUAACUACAAUUGGUCUUAUCUCACUAUUCCAGAUCUCAACUUCAAAUUGCCUCAUCACUGGACUUCAGAAACACCUCUACUUGCAUUCGUACAGUACCAGUCAAAAGUUUGGAGACACUUUCCCAUUCCCUUGAAUGAAACAGUGUGUCUAAACUUUUGACUAGUACUGUACAUGAUGCCUAAUACCAAAAUCUCUUUCAUGUUCAACAAUAGAAACCUCUCAUAUCUGAAGAAGAAAUGUUCAAUUAUCUGGUUUAAAUUGAUCUUUUCCAAUUUCUUCUCUACCUAAG
This is a messenger RNA of Thunnus maccoyii (southern bluefin tuna), 1935 nucleotides long. RefSeq names its product troponin C, skeletal muscle. Gene Ontology annotation, molecular function: enzyme regulator activity; calcium ion binding. Gene Ontology annotation, cellular component: myosin II complex. The coding region runs from base 95 to 916 and encodes 273 amino acids. The record is from RefSeq and is a predicted model, not a curated record. Lineage: Eukaryota; Metazoa; Chordata; Actinopteri; Scombriformes; Scombridae. The transcript has 7 exons.